Messenger RNA from Cyclocybe aegerita, 390 nucleotides. The record is from the annotation of a GenBank genome assembly. Lineage: Eukaryota; Fungi; Basidiomycota; Agaricomycetes; Agaricales; Hemipholiotaceae.
AUGCGGCGACUUUUUCGAGUACUCAGCCAACAAGAACUCUGCCAUCGACGUGCAGCAACCUUCCGAACUCGCACAACGGGCAUCCAGCAGCUCGAACUGACAACGAUAAUUCUCAUAAACGCACCACAGACUACCAGAGACAACCAGCACCGAGCGGACACCAACCGCAAACGCGACAACGAGAAUCCUGCUUUCCAUACACCAGACUACGUACUACAACAUACCAUGAACAAGACGGGAAAACACGCGAGUCAACGUGCCAGCAAAGCGUCAUCACCUGAAGCUCAUCCUACCCUCGUUCCUCCAACACCGCCGCAGGCUCUAGCUAAUGGACAGGUUCGAAUCCGCCCUCUUCGGCGCCAUCCUACCCGAAUGAAAGUUAGUAUCUAG